Meira miltonrushii is the source of this 738-nucleotide messenger RNA. Its product is annotated as SNase-domain-containing protein. Gene Ontology annotation, cellular component: cytoplasm; mitochondrion. Lineage: Eukaryota; Fungi; Basidiomycota; Exobasidiomycetes; Exobasidiales; Brachybasidiaceae. The transcript is spliced from 2 exons. The annotation marks the transcript as partial. The record is from RefSeq and is a predicted model, not a curated record.
AUCGAAUCUCCCGCAACAGUAGCCUUGGGAACUAUUGGUUUGACGGCAGCUUCUUAUUUUACGUACAGGCGGUAUUUCAAACGAAUCCCUACAACCGCUUACCUUACACCGUCUUCAAUGCGUUCGAGGAAUACAAUCGUUGGAAAAUGCGUUUCUGUUGGGGACGCAGAUGGUUUCAGGAUCUAUCAUACGCCAGGACCUAUUAUAUAUCGUCACUUGUUAUAUGCCAAUAUCAAAAAGGGUUCCAUCAAUGGACACUCGAACGGAAAAGGAAGUUCAUUUAAUACUCAAACGAUUUCCGUUCGAUUGGCAGGCGCAGACGCACCAGAAAGUUCUCAUUUUGGAAAACCAUCUCAACCGUUCUCAAAAGAAGCAAAGGAAGAGUUGGAGAGCUUGGUGCUUGGCAAAGAAGUAUGGUGUCAGAUGGCUCAUAUCGAUCAAUAUCAGCGCUUAGUUGCAACGCCGUACGUUUGGCACUCGCCAUACAUAUUCGGCAGGACGAAUGUAUCAUUGCGUUUGGUCGAAAAAGGACUAGCGACUGUGUAUUCCCAAGCAGGUGCAGCAUAUGGCACAGCAGGUCCAAUUACCAAACUUUUACGAAAAUUACUAAUACCACUUUCCGGAGAAGCAAGAUUGAGAAGGGCGAUGGCACGAGCAAAGCGAAAAAAGAUUGGUGUUUGGAGCUUGAAGAAUUUUGAAACACCAGAAGACUACAAGAAACGAAUGAAACAGCAAUCC